UGUAAUGUUGUUGGUUUACGUCCAUAUCAAACCACCGCUGGAUUGAAGCCUUGAAGGCGAUAAGGUCAUCACAUUCACCUCAGCGGGUCAAAACCAAAAAAAAAAAAAGGGGAAAAAAGAGGGCAGAGGGUUUUCAUUUUCUCCACCUUCACUCUUAAACCCUUUGCCUCUUUUUUCCACAUCCUUUCUGCUGUUGUUUAGUCUCUUAAAGAUUUCUGCUAUCAAUGGCGGCGUCUUUGGGAAGAGAAUGGGCCGGAAUACAGCAGUUUCCUGCUGCUACUCAGACUAAAUUGCAUGAACUGUUGGGAAAGUUAAAACAGGAGAAAGUAACUACAUUGACCAUCCUUGUUAUGGGGAAAGGUGGUGUUGGAAAAUCCUCCAUUGUGAACUCAAUUAUUGGGGAAAGAGUAGUUCCUGUCAGCGCUUUCCAGUCAGAGACCCCUAGGCCGAUAUUGGUUUCACGAACAAGGUUAGGAUUUACACUCAACAUUAUCGAUACCCCAGGCCUUGUUGAAGGAGGAUUUGUCAAUGACCAAGCUCUUCGGAUCAUAAAAGAGUUCCUUCUGAACAAGACUAUAGAUAUUUUGCUAUAUGUUGAUCGUUUGGAUGCAUAUCGAGUUGAUAAUUUGGAUAGGCAAGUUGUGAAGGCUAUAACUGAUGGUUUUGGCAAAGAAAUAUGGCGUCGAGGACUGGUUGUUCUCACCCAUGCUCAGCUUUCACCUCCUGAUGGACUCAGUUAUGAGGAAUUCUUCUCCCGAAGAUCAGAGGCUCUUCUAAAAGUUGUCCGCCUUGGAGCCAGGAUAAAAAAACAAGAUAUUCAGAAUUCUCCUAUUCCUGUUGCUUUAGUUGAGAAUAGUGGAAGGUGUAAUAAGAAUGAGAAUGAUGAGAAGGUUCUUCCUAAUGGAACUGCUUGGAUUCCUAAUUUAAUUAAAACUAUCACUGAUGUCGUCUUAAGUGGAGGUAGGAGCAUUGUGGUUGAUCGAAAGUUGAUUGAAGGACCAAAUCCUAAUGACAAGGGGAAGUUAGUCAUACCUUUGAUUGCAGCCUUCCAAUAUUUCUUUGUCAUCAAACGGAUUCAGAAGUGGAUAAGAGAAGAUAUUGCGCAAGAGGGUAGACCUUCAUGGGCUUGAAUUAUCAUCACUAUGGAAUACGCAUAUCCGCUUUCUUAUGUCGAACUAAUUUCCUGCUGGUGAAAUCAGUGGCUGUGCGGCGUUUACCUUUGAGUUCGAGUUAUCGGAGCACCAGUCUAUGUACUUUUUUUUUUAAAAAGAAGUUUUGCAAACCAGCUUUCAAUUCUAUGUAGCCUUUCCUGUUUUUCCAUUUCAUGGAGCAGCUUUGAGUGUUAGGUAAAUGUGUGCUAAUCAUUUCCAGCUUUGUGAACGAUUCUUUAUGUUGGCAUUAGUCGCCCAGUUGCAGGGUUUCUAGCUUUUCUUCUUUUAUGACUUGGAAGGCAUUGCUACGGACGCUUCUGUUCUUUAAUAUCCUAAUAAUAAUCAGUCAUUCUCACAGUUCACUGUUCA
Coffea eugenioides is the source of this 1520-nucleotide messenger RNA. Its product is annotated as translocase of chloroplast 34. Gene Ontology annotation, biological process: intracellular protein transport. NCBI's taxonomy places the organism in Eukaryota, Viridiplantae, Streptophyta, Magnoliopsida, Gentianales, Rubiaceae. The record is from RefSeq and is a predicted model, not a curated record. Bases 225 to 1130 code for a protein of 301 amino acids. Gene Ontology annotation, molecular function: GTP binding; protein-transporting ATPase activity. The transcript is spliced from 8 exons. Gene Ontology annotation, cellular component: chloroplast outer membrane.